AUGGCGGAGGACGAGAACGCCGCCGCGGAGGACGCCGCCGCGGACGAGGACGCCGCGGACGCGGCCUCGGCGGAGCGUUCACUCCUCGCGGAGGAGGAGGACGCCGCCGCCGCCGCCGCGCCGGCGGCGGCGGCGUCGAACGCGGAGGAGGGCGACGGCGAAGACCCGCGCUCCCCCGGCGCGGGCACCGAGCGCGGAUCCACCGACGUGCCGAUGACGCUCUCGCCGUCCUCGAACGCGGGGUCGAGCGCGAACGCGAACGCGAGCGCGAACGCGGUCGAGGAGGCGACGCGAGCCGCGGAGGAGCUGUACCAGUACGAGCGAGAGCAGGACGAGGACGCGGCGGCGGUGGACGACGACAUCGACGCCGCGGAGGAGGAGGCAGCCUCGGCGGAGCGUUCACUCCUGGCGGCGGCGUCGAACGCGGAGGAGGGCGACGGCGAAGACCCGCGCUCCCCCGGCGCGGGCACCGAGCGCGGAUCCACCGACGUGCCGAUGACGCUCUCGCCGUCCUCGAACGCGGGGUCGAGCGCGAACGCGAACGCGAGCGCGAACGCGGUCGAGGAGGCGACGCGAGCCGCGGAGGAGCUGUACGAGUACGAGCGAGAGCAGGACGAGGACGCGGCGGCGGUGGACGACGACAUCGACGCCGCGGUCGCCGCCGCGGGCGCGGAGAUCGACGCCUUCCUGGCGGACGCCAUGCCGUUCGAAGGCGACGACGACGACGACGACGCGGACGUCGACGACGACGACGUCUCGCCGACGCAGAUCGCCGCGAAAGAGGCCGAAACGAAUUCCGCGACGGAGCAGCACGCGCGCGCGAAGGCGGCGCUCGCGUCGCUCACCGAGCGUCUGCGGCGAGUGGACGACGAGCUGGGAGAGUUGGAAGGCGACCGCGACCGCGUCGUCGCCGCCGCGGAGGAUUUGGGCGGCCUCGGCGUCGAGCCCGCGGAAGGCGCGGUCGACAUGGGCCAAGCCCUCGACGCGACCAUCUCGUCGCUGCCGAAGCGCAGGAACUUGACGCGCGAGGCGAGCGAGUUCGAGACGGAGAUCGAGAAGCGACGCGCGGAAUCGGAGCGGCUGAGACGCGACGUCGCCGUCGCGCGCGAGGAGCUCACCGAGGCGGAGAACAAUCUCGCGCAGCUCGCGGCGCGGAGCGAUCGCGUCGCCGCGCCGCGAGAGAAGCGAGACGCCGCGGAAGCCGCCGAGUCCGACGCGCGCGACGCCGCCGCGGUGCGCGCGUACGCCGCGAAGAAGCGCGACGCGGAGACGCGGCGCGCGGUGGCGGCGGAGAUGGUGCGAGAGAAGGAGCGCGCCGUCGUCGCCGCCGCGAGGGCGUCGCGGCGGGACGCGUACCGCCGCCUGGGCGAGAAGCUUUCCGUCGCGCGCGCGCAGCUGGAGGUGUUUGAACGCAUGAGAAAUGCGCGUUACGAAGAGAAAGUGAACGGGUUGAUCGAGCUGAAGGACGCCACGGACGCGGCGCUGAAGGGGGUGGCGCGAUACGUCGGCGCGAAGCGCGCCGCGCACGAGGCGAGACGCGCGGCGCAGCGGCGCGAGGCGAAGGAGCUGCUCAUCGCGGGCGAGAACCCGCACUUGGUGUUUCGAGCGAGGGAAGAGAACCACAGGCUGGCGGCGCAGCGGAAGCGGAACGCGAAGACGAUCGAGACGAACCGAGCGGAGAUUUCGCGCCGAUUGGAGAGGGACGAGACGCGUUAUCGCGAGAAUUUGGAAAUCAAGCGUCUGGCGCGCGAGAAGGACGAGAAGUUCAGCAGAGCGUACGGCGAGGCGAGCAAAGCGGCGAAGAUACGCGCGUACAUGCAGAACGCGGUCGGCGUGUCGGAUCUGUUGGACCCGACCGGGACGGAGACGAUCUAUCCGUCCGACGUGUCGCGCGCGAAACCGCGAGGGUUCGGACUCGCGACGGGCGCGGGCGCGGACGCGGCGACGCGCGCGCGCGUCGCCGCGAGGCACCCGGACGCGAACCUCGACGCGAGCGGUCUCAUGACGACUGAAGAGCGGUUCAUGCUGCGGACGUUCCCGGACGGCGACGGCACCGGCGAGGUGUUCGAUCGGACGCUGGGCGAGACGGGGGCGGAUUGGCGCGCGUUCGCGACGACGCGCGACUUCUCUCCGGACGACGGCGACGGUUCGGAUCCCGAGCCGGGAACGGAGGACCCGGACGUCGCGGAGUGGCGGCGGAUACGGAAAGGCGUCGUCGCGCUCGAGAACGCGCGGCUGUACGCGAACGGACGACGGAGCCGGUACGCGGCGGAGAGCGACGCGCCGCCGCCGCCGAGCGAGCAGUUCGCGGUGCGCGUCAAGGGCGUCGGGAAGGCGGCGAAGGAGGGCGGGAAAGCGCUGCGCGAGGGCGUCGUCCCGGGGUUUGGCAAGGCGCUUCUCAGCGUGCGAUUUUACCCGAAAGCGAUCGGGGACGUCGAGGAAGAGAUCGUCGUGAGGCUCGGCGAGCCGCUCAACCGCGACGUCGUGAUGAGCGUCCGCGGCCGCGGCGGCGCGGUGCCCGUGCACUUGAACGGUCGCGACGUGUGCGACUUCAAGUCCAUCGCGAUCGGGUGCAGUUACAGGGACGCGAUCGUCGUGUACAACGACGGCGGCGCGGCGGCCAAGUGCGUCGUGAAAAUUCCAAAGGAGCUCAGAGGCAUCGCGGAGGUCGUCCCGAACGACUUCGUCUUCGUCCAGGGCCGAUCGCACGCGGUGUUCUCGCUCAAGAUCACGCCCACCGACGACACGCUGGAGCGGUGCGCGAAGUGGCGAAGUGACGCGGGCGCGGGGCAGCUCGCGAUUCCCAUGCGCGUCGCCGUGCCAACGCAGUCUGCGCCCGUGCGAUUCACGCUAAAGUGCGCGCCCACGGGGAGCGCGCUGCUGUUCGAUCCGCCGCGGCUCGACUUCGGGCGCGUCCCCGCGGGGGAGACGUCCAUCGUGCGUCUGAAGGUGACGAACUCCGGGGCGCUGUCGCAGCGCUUCGGCGUCGUCGGUCUGCCGAGCGACGUGACAGUGGAGCCCGGGAGCUUCGGGGAAAUUUUGGGCGGCGAGACGGUGGUCCUCGACGUGCGAUACUCGCCGAUCGCGGCGGUGUAUCCGCCGAAAGAGUUCGAGUUCACGCUCAAGUCGCUCCUCGGCGGCAAGACGUACACCGCGCCGUGCGUGGGCUCGUCGUACGACCCGCCGUUGACGUUUCCAGUGGGGAACGUGAUCACGCUGCCGCCGACGGCGGAGCGCGAGCGCGUCGUCGGAAGCGUCGUCGUGAGAAACCGAGGGAAGCACGAGGAGACUUUCGAGGUGUUCACGCCGGAGGACGCGUCGGAUGCGCUGCACGUGACGCCCCGGGUCGCGACGUUGCGGCCCGGGGAGGGGUGCCGCGUAGAGGUGGAGUACUGCCCGCCGGCGGGGUCGCUCGCGGGGAGGAGGAGGUUGAGAGAAGAGGAGGAGGAGGAAGAGGGCGGCGGCGACGCGGCGGCGGAUGGCGACGCCGGCGAGGACGGCGCGGCGGCGGCGGAUGGCGAGGCCGGCGAGGACGGCGCGGCGGCGGCGGAUGGCGAGGCGGGCGAGGACGGCGCGGCGGCGUCCUCGCCCGCGCGUCCGAAGACGCCGCCGCGCCUGCGCGAACCUCGCCACGACGUUUGGCGCCUCCCGGUGUACGUGCGGGACAACUCCGAGCGCGCGGCGAUGGACGCCGCGGACGCGGGCGCGCUCCCGAGCGCGUGGAAGUCGUCGCCGUCGCACGGCCACGGGGAACUCGUGCAACACGUGGAGGUGCGCGCCGUCACCCGCGCCUCCGCGGUUACGGUCGAAAACCUCCCGGAAGUCGACGACGCCGCGGAGCUGACGUACGUCAUGGACUUCGAGCACACCGCGGUCGGGGACCGGAAGCUGAUGCCGCUGAUCCUCCGGAAUCACAGCGAGAGCGACGUUUACGUCGGCAGCGACACGCCGUGGGGCGCGUUCACCGUCGUGAGCGCGUUUCGAUCAGUCGCGCCCGGGUCGUCGGAGACGGUGUCCAUGGAGUUCGCGCCCACCGAGGAGCUCGCGUACGAGGAAACGUUCACGGUGAAGACGUCCAUGCGCGCGAUCAGAGUCCUGCUCAAGGGGGUCGGGACGAGCCCGUUCUUGAGCGUGACGCCCGAGGACGUCGUCGACGUCGGCGACUGCGCGCCCGGGGAGACGUCGCGCGUCGCGAUGACGGUGACGAACCCGACGGCGUUUCGGCAGCCCUUCGUCGUCGGCGUGCGCGACGUCUCGCACCCGGGCGCCACGAGCCGAGUGCCGUUCGUCGUCUCCCCCGGCGGCGGGCACCUCGACCCGGGCGCGAGCGCGGAGAUCGACGUCAGCUUCGCGCCGGACCGCGCCGGGAGAUACGGCGCGACGAGCCAGUUUACGGGGGUCAUUUUUGUCGCCGUGCCGAGCCUCGCCGCGGAGACGACGCUGACGCUGCGCGCGCGGUGCUGGGACCGAGGCGCGUACCUCGUCGGCGUGGACGACGCCGCGGAGCUCGAGAUGGUGGACGCGCGAGGCACCGGCGCGAUCGGCGUCGCCGCGACGCGAGCGUUUCUGCCGCGCGACGGCGACGCGUUGCGCGCGCCGCCGCCGCCGCCGCGCGACGACGAGCGACUGACGUUGACGCUCGCGGGUCUCUGCCGCCCGGGCGAGUCCGUCGGUGGCGUCGUCCACGUCGGCGCGCUGAGGGGCGACGCGGGCGGGGAGUACGAGAUCGAGGCGUUCGGCGACGACGCGAUCACGCGCGGGUGGAGCGUGGACGCGCCCUCCGGCGCCGUCGCCGCCGGCGAGCGCGUCGCCGUCGCGUUUACGUUUGCGCCGCCGGAAAAGGUGCGGCCCGGGGAUCUCGCGUGGUUCGGGCUGAAGGAGUGGGUGACGACGACGACGCGCGUGACGCUGAAGGGCGGCGAUCCCGCGCACGAGGAUGACGGGAAGGCGAUCACGCUGACGUUGCGGUGCGAGCUCACACCGUGGAAGCCGGGGGAGAGGGAGGCGGUGGAGGCGGAGCGACGCGUGGCGGAGGAAGCCGCGGCGGCGGCGGAGGCGGAGGCGGCGGCGGCGGCGGCGGAGGGCGUCGAGGGCGGUUCCCCGCAGAAGAGCGAGGCGGCGGCGGAGUGAGCGGCGAGCGCCUGACUGGCCUGACUUCGCGCGGCAGGGCAGUAGAAACGCGGGCGCGCGCGCAGUAGUGGUGAUAUAUCGAUGUUACCGAACCAGCACCCUCUCUC
Messenger RNA from Micromonas pusilla CCMP1545, 5237 nucleotides. It is a transcript of the gene FAP74, whose product is annotated as flagellar associated protein FAP74. NCBI's taxonomy places the organism in Eukaryota, Viridiplantae, Chlorophyta, Mamiellophyceae, Mamiellales, Mamiellaceae. The coding region runs from base 1 to 5130 and encodes 1709 amino acids. The record is from RefSeq and is a predicted model, not a curated record. The transcript has 4 exons.